UUUUAAUCUGAGGCUGCGUUUUUAUUCCACGGCUGUUAAUGCCUCAAACACCUCCUAUGCCAAACUAAAUUGAUGCAUCCAUUCCAUCAACUAAUCCCGCUCACUUGAUUUCUUCCCUUUUUGAUUUUCGUAACUGCAAAUUCCACAAUAAUCUCACUAAGUUUUUCAAAUCCAUCAUUAUUAACUUUGAUAUGAUGCUUCAAAUUCAAGUUUGGCCAAGAUUUGAAUCGAAGUCAUACUUUAUCCGUGAGCGUUCGAGCAAGCGCAGUUUUUUGCAGAGUAAUUUGAAGAAUCAACGACAAUUCCGAGCUAAAAUUCGAGAUGGAAGGUGCUAUAGUGGGGAGAUGCACUCAUCAGGGUACCACUAUAUCUAUCCCAAUUUUUUACCACACUACAUUCUCUGAAGUGUACAAUGAGGUUUGCUCAAGGCUUAGUAAUUUGACUCAUGGUUUAUUCGACCUUACAUAUGUUUUACCUGGAUAUUCUACUUGUCUAUUGCAAUCUAAUAUGGACGUGCGAAUGUUGUAUAUGUCGGUUGUCAACGAGAAAUAUUAUUGUGUUGAUAUAGUUAUCAACCAAAAGUCGUGACGUGACAAUGAUCGUGUCAGCCGAAAUACCCCUGCUUCACAAACAUUUAUAAUUGAAGGAAAUAUUCACAGCGAUGGGAAUGAGUAUUUAGGGAAAUAUGCAACACUGGGAGGCAAGGUAUAUAUGUCAAACGCUUGGAAGACCUACAUUAAUCAUGUAAAUCAAGGAUUUGAAGGCGGAGUGGAAGAAUUCAGAGACAAACUUUGUAAGUAUGCAGUUGAAAUGGGAUUCACAUUUGUGUAUGUGAAGAACGACAGGGAAAGAGUUACAGCGGUAUGUAAUAAGAAAUAUUCUGAAGGUUGUCAGUGGCGAUGCAUCAAUAUGUCAUGUUAACAAUUUCUUUUAUAUUAAGAGGUUGAAUAACGAACACACUUGCACAUGCCGCAUUCGUGAGAAAAAAAGUGGUAUGAUGAGUUCCAAAAUUGUAGCUUCUACUAUAGUUGAAAAGAUCCGGACCAGACCUCGUAUCAAACCAAUUGAUAUCGUAAUGGAUUUUAAGAGAGACUACGGUUUAGAUAUUUCCUAUUACAAUGCAUGGUAUGGGAAAGAGAUUGCAAAAACUAAAGUUCAUGGUGAUGAUUCGUUGUCAUAUCAUCAAAUGGUUUGGUACGUAGAAGCUAUCAAAAAAACAAAUCCUGGAUCUCAUUGCGAAUUGGAGUUUGACCAAGAAACCUUUCAUUUCCAGCGGAUAUUCAUUGCAUUUGGUGGUUCUAUUGAGGGUUUUAAGUUUUGUAGGCCUAUGUUGUUUUUGGAUGGUACUUUCUUGAAAGACAAAUACAAAGGAACAUUGCUUGCUGCAAUUGGUAAAAAUGGCAAUCAAGGAUUCUUCCCUCUUGCAUUUGCAUUAAUUGAUGGUGAGGACCAAAAUAAUUGGACAUGGUUUCUUAAAAAUUUGGCUAAGAUUUUGGAGCCACAACAACGCACCAUAACUUUCAUAUCUGAUCGACACAAGGGGUUGAUUCCGGCUGUGACAAAUACUUUUCCAGACUCCCCUCAUGCAUAUUGUUUGCAUCACAUCAAGCUAAACAUAUUAGAAAAGUAUCCUGCUAGUCUUGGAUCUGUUUUUCGAAAUAAAAUUGUUCAAAAGUUUAGUGAGUGUGCAUAUGCUGCCACCCCCGAGAUGUAUGAAUUGAAAAUGGCAGCAUUGGUCAAGGAAGGAGGUAAUAUAAUGCGCAAAUUUUUGAAGGAUCUCCCAAAAGAGAAUUUUUGCAAUGCAUUUUUCAAGGGUAAAAGGUACGGGGAAAUGUGGUCGAACGUUGCAGAAUCAUUUAAUGCAUGGAUUAGUAACGAACGUCUCUUACCCAUUUACCAAUUGGUGGAUGGUAUAAGAAUUAAGUUGAUGGAAAUGAAUGCUGAAAGACAUCUUGAGGCAAACAAAUGGACCACUUUCUUAUGUCCGGAAAUGGAGGCUGAGAUGGUUGCAUCUAUUGAGGUUGGGAGGCAUUGGCUUGUUAGACGGUCUAGUGAGUGUGUGUUCGAAGUGCAAACCGAUGAUACUUCGUUGAUGGUUGACUUAGAAAGUCAAAUUUGCUCAUGUCAACAAUGGCAGAUAAAAGGCUUCCCUUGCUCACAUGCACUUACUGCAAUCUUGAAAAAUGGUGCAAAUCCUUUUGAUUACACUGAGGCGUAUUUCAGCACUGAUUACUACAAGUCUUCAUAUUCAUUUCCAAUUCAACCUAUUCCUCAAGUAGAUAAGCCUCAUAUGAGUGAAGAUACAGAAUUUAUAGUGAAACCUCCUAAAACAAGGAAGCAACCUGGUAGACCAAGGAUCAAGAGAAUCAAAUCUGCUGGGGAGGAAGCAAGACCAUUAGAGUGUGGUCGAUGUCAUCAAGUGGGUCAUCACAAUCAGAGGACUUGUUCAGUUCUGAUAUAAGCUUAUGUUACUACUUCCAUUGUUAUUCAGACUUUGCAUAAUAUUUUUACAUUUAAGUUAUGCACAAUUUGAGCUUGGUGUGACAAUUUUGCUUCUAUUCUAUGUAUUCAAAUUUGGUUCGUUUUUAUUUAGAAAUUUAGAAGUUGAGCUACAGAGCAUGGGGUACAAUAUUGUUUGCAUUAGCUACAUUUUUUUCAGUUCAGAGAA
This is a messenger RNA of Malus domestica (apple), 2668 nucleotides long. RefSeq names its product protein FAR1-RELATED SEQUENCE 6-like. The record is from RefSeq and is a predicted model, not a curated record. NCBI's taxonomy places the organism in Eukaryota, Viridiplantae, Streptophyta, Magnoliopsida, Rosales, Rosaceae. Gene Ontology annotation, molecular function: zinc ion binding.